AUGGUGACGAAGCGAAGAUGUUUGAUGGUUUUCGACGGACCAAAGCUGUUGUGCCGUGAUGAGAUGAUGAUGAGCACCGAGUGGGAAGUCAGAGCGCCCCUCGGCGGAGACUCGUAUGUCUCCGACCUUGACUUCUGGACUAUGAGGCGCGCCGAGGCCUUUUUGGACGCGGCGCCCAGCAAGACUGCGCAGUCCACAUCAAGUGGGAUUGUGGGAGAAGCGAGAUAA
Molecule: messenger RNA, 228 nt
Organism: Morchella importuna
Lineage: Eukaryota; Fungi; Ascomycota; Pezizomycetes; Pezizales; Morchellaceae
Exons: 1
Coding region: 1-228 (75 amino acids)
Source: RefSeq, a predicted model, not a curated record